CGGCGCAGAUGACCGUUUUAGCCAAAACACACCUUUCUCUACAACCACCUCCCUCUUGAACUCGACAUUUGCCCUCCUCGUUAACGCACACUCCUUCUACAUCCUACAUCUCACCAAUUCUUACGAAUUCAGUCAUGGAGGCAGUCAUGCGAAUAACGGAUACCCUCAAGUCGUUCAGGGAAGCACGGCUGAGCGCACUUCGGGGGCCACAAGAAUUUUUUGACCACCACAGGCUAUCACGCCCUGCGGAUAUGAGCCAGGCUACUCAGCGGAUAUCCUACAACACACGAUACUUCUCUGGCAACUACGGUAUCAUAGUCGCAAUUUUAGCCGUAUAUGCAUUCCUCACAAAUCCCCUUCUACUCAUUGCGAUGGGCUUCCUGGUCGGAGGCUUCGCUGCCAUUAACCGAUUCGCCCCUGAUCCAGUGCAGUUUGGCGACCGCACCAUUACACAGAAGCACCUCUACAUUGCCCUGUUCGUCAUUGGCAUACCCCUGCUCUGGAUCGCAUCACCGCUGAGCACGCUGUUCUGGAUCGUUGGAGCCUCUGGCAUUUUGAUCAUUGGACAUGCUUCUCUUAUGGAGCCUGGAAUCGAGAGCGAGUACGCUACUGUGCAGGAUUCUGUCUAGAAAUGGACGCGUCAGGACAUUGUAGUUUCGCAGUAUGACCGAAUGUCGGUGGGUUCUGUGGAAUAACUUAUACUAUGUAGUUUCAGGAUCAGAUUGAUCACUGUUCCACUGGUUGGACGGUGUGAUAACCCCAGCGUUAACCGCGGACUGAACAAGGAAAGGAGAGAAAGGUAUACGACAACUAAACCGCGACGCAUGCAUGCCCCCAUACAGGUGGUACACUUUUCACGUCCUGUAACGUCUUAUUACAGACCUUCGUUACAUUCACGUUGCAUACGAAAGG
This is a messenger RNA of Somion occarium, 912 nucleotides long. The record is from the annotation of a GenBank genome assembly. NCBI's taxonomy places the organism in Eukaryota, Fungi, Basidiomycota, Agaricomycetes, Polyporales, Cerrenaceae.